Messenger RNA from Arachis duranensis, 942 nucleotides. Its product is annotated as GTP-binding nuclear protein Ran-3. Gene Ontology annotation, cellular component: cytoplasm; nucleus. The coding region runs from base 40 to 810 and encodes 256 amino acids. Lineage: Eukaryota; Viridiplantae; Streptophyta; Magnoliopsida; Fabales; Fabaceae. The record is from RefSeq and is a predicted model, not a curated record. Gene Ontology annotation, molecular function: GTPase activity; GTP binding. The transcript has 8 exons. Gene Ontology annotation, biological process: protein import into nucleus; ribosomal subunit export from nucleus.
UAGAGGAAUUGAAACCCUCUAACUCACACAUAUAUAUAUAUGGUUAUAAACCCUCGUUGUAUUUCCAUUCUGGUUUCUCGACGCUACACACCACAACACCAACAAAUUAAUACUUCAUCAUCUUCUUCUCCUUCGCAUACUCUCAUGGCUUUGCCGAAUCAGCAAACCGUCGAUUACCCUAGCUUCAAGCUCGUUAUCGUCGGCGAUGGUGGAACAGGAAAGACCACAUUUGUGAAGAGACAUCUUACUGGUGAAUUCGAGAAGAAAUAUGAACCAACCAUUGGUGUGGAGGUCCACCCAUUGGAUUUUUUCACAAACUGCGGGAAGAUUCGUUUCUAUUGCUGGGAUACUGCUGGCCAAGAGAAGUUUGGUGGUUUGAGAGAUGGAUAUUAUAUCCAUGGGCAAUGUGCGAUCAUAAUGUUUGAUGUCACUGCCCGGUUGACUUAUAAAAACGUCCCUACUUGGCACCGUGAUCUUUGCCGGGUCUGUGAAAACAUCCCAAUUGUUCUCUGCGGUAACAAGGUUGAUGUGAAGAACAGACAAGUGAAAGCAAAGCAGGUUACCUUCCACAGGAAGAAGAAUUUGCAGUACUAUGAAAUAUCGGCCAAGAGCAACUAUAACUUUGAGAAGCCUUUCCUUUACCUUGCCAGGAAGCUUGCAGGCGAUCCCAACUUGCAUUUCGUAGAGUCACCUGCCCUGGCUCCUCCAGAAGUUCAAAUCGAUUUGGCCGCGCAACAACAGCAUGAAGCCGAGCUUGCUCAAGCUGCUAACCAGCCUCUUCCCGAUGAUGAUGAUGACACAUUUGAGUAAGAGCUUAUGUCCCCGGAUUGACGAUCUUUGUGAGUUGCUGGUAUUUGUGUAUGCUACAAUUUGAGUUUGAUGGGUUGUAUUAUUGACCGUGGAUGAUGAGUAUUUCAGUAACAGAGUUAAUCGUUUAUGAUA